Messenger RNA from Acanthopagrus latus (yellowfin seabream), 3798 nucleotides. RefSeq names its product macrophage receptor MARCO-like. NCBI's taxonomy places the organism in Eukaryota, Metazoa, Chordata, Actinopteri, Spariformes, Sparidae. Gene Ontology annotation, cellular component: membrane. The coding region runs from base 856 to 2595 and encodes 579 amino acids. The record is from RefSeq and is a predicted model, not a curated record. The transcript is spliced from 21 exons.
UUAUCAUAUUAAUCACACUGGUUUUACAAAUAAUACAUUUCUUAUUUAUUUGUGAAGCAGUUUCCUGUUUUUGCUUGUUUGUCAAAGCACUUUGUAAACUCUGUUUUUAAAGGUGCUGUAUCAAUAAAGUGUAUUGAUAUUCUGCUGCUGUGGGUCAGGUGGGUGUCUAUCCAUCCAUCCUUCUGUGGGGUCACAACUCCAAAAGUCUGGCAAUCACUGGGCUGAACAACCCCUCUACAUCCUCCCUAAAAUCACCUGAUGUGUUUCAGUGUGCCCCUUUCUCCUCUCCUGCAGCUUGUUAUAAUAAUAUAACAAUAAAACAUUUUAUUUAUAAAGCAUCUUUAAAAACAGAUUCUGACAAAUAAGCAAAAGCAGCAAAACUGAUGAAGAUGAUUUUACUGAAUAAACAUGAGGAAGCUGAGUCUGAGCUGAGUUAAAACAAGAGGGCAGAGCAGAAAACGUAAAAAACAAACAAACAAAAAAAAACAUAUAGUCAAUAUGAUUAACUACAAGUCAAAGGAAUAAAAGCCAUAAAACAGGCAAAGUCACAGAUAAAGAAAGAGGAGAGAGAAGAGGGAAAAUAACAAUAAAUAACAGAUAAACAUCAAUAAAGGUCGUAAGAAAAGAAUCCUGUCUGGUUUCUUCAGCACAAAUUAAUCAGCGGACACGAUUCAAAUUGUAAUUUAGAUUCAAUAUGACAAUGAUAAUCUGUAUUUCUGCUUCUUGAGUGUGUUGCAGCUGAAUUGUGUCCAUCUCAGCUUUCUAUCUGAUGCAGUUCCUUCCUCUGUUUCAGUCAAUGCUCAGUAUAAAUGUCCCUGAAGCAGAAAGUGAAGACAGCGCUGGACUCUGGAGACGAUGGAGACAACGUUGGACAAUAGUUUCUCUUCCACCAAAAAUAAGCCACUGUUUCACAUGUCACCGAGCCGGAGAGAUCUCUACAGCUUCCAGCCUGACGAACCGAAGCCAGCGAGGCCCAGAAGACCGUGGUGUUUAUACGUUAUUGUCAUCUACCUCAUCCUGCAGACCGCCCUCAAUGCCUUCGUCAUUUAUGAAGUUUUUAUGUCGCGGUCUUCAGUGUCUGGCUCCAGAAUACAGAGGCUGAUGUCCAAUCACAUUUCUCUGGGUGGAGAAGAUGAGGAAGAGGUCCUCCAGACUCUGCUCCGAAACAGUAGUCAGGAAACCAAGACCCUGAGGAGCCACCUGUGGACACUGCAGAGCCAGGUCCAGAGCAUGUGUGGAGAGGAGGGUCAGCUGGACCGACUGAAAUCGGACCUGAAGCUUCUCAACACCAGCAUUGAGGCAAAACUGACAAACAUCAGCCACAAAGCAGGACCUCCUGGUUCUCCGGGUAGAGAUGGACCAUCAGGUGCACCAGGAGUGAAAGGCCCCAAAGGUGACAGUGGUGUUGUUGGACCUCAAGGACCAAAAGGGGACCAAGGACUCAAAGGAGAACAAGGAACACCAGGAGCUGCUGGACAACCAGGUGCUCCAGGUAGAGAUGGACCAUCAGGUGCAGCAGGAGUGAAAGGCUCCAAAGGUGACAGUGGUGUCGUUGGACCUCAAGGACCAAAGGGGGAACAAGGACUCAAAGGAGAACAAGGAACACCAGGAGCUGCUGGACGUCCUGGUGCUCCAGGUAGAGAUGGACCAUCAGGUGCAGCAGGAGUCAAAGGCUCCAAAGGUGACAGUGGUGUCGUUGGACCUCAAGGACCAAAAGGGGACCAAGGACUCAAAGGAGAACGAGGAGCACCAGGAGCUGCUGGUCCCAGCGGUCGAGAUGGGCCCCGUGGAUACCCAGGAGCUCAGGGACUGGGUGCAAAGGGAGCAAAGGGAAACACUGGAUCCCAAGGUUCUCGUGGAGACAAAGGUGACAGGGGGAGCGCUGGAGAAAAAGGAUCUGCUGGGGUUCCUGGAGCUCGUGGAUCUGAUGGACGAAAAGGAGACCCGGGGAGCAUCGGUCCACGGGGAUCUCCAGGUGUCGCGGGACCUCCUGGUGCCAAAGGAGCUCAAGGUCCCAGCGGUCGAGAUGGGCCCCGUGGAUACCCAGGAGCUCAGGGACUGGGUGCAAAGGGAGCAAAGGGAGACACUGGAUCCCAAGGUUCUCGUGGAGACAAAGGUGACAGGGGGAGCGCUGGAGAAAAAGGAUCUGCUGGGGUUCCUGGAGCUCGUGGAUCUGAUGGACGAAAAGGAGACCCGGGGAGCAUCGGUCCACGGGGAUCUCCAGGUGUCGCGGGACCUCCUGGUGCCAAAGGAGCUCAAGGACCUCAAGGACCCAAAGGAGCCAAGGGAGACCAAGACAUGAUCGUACGUCUGGUGCCGAGUGGACGGCGAGGUCGAGUGGAAGUGAGGCACAACGGCGUCUGGGGCACCGUGUGUGACGACAGCUUCGACACCACUGAUGGGACGGUGAUCUGUCGGAUGCUGGGCUACACCAGAGCUUCUUCUGUCUUCACAGAGGGAGCAGGGUCCGGUCAGAUCUGGCUGGAUGACCUGACAUGCACAGGAUCAGAGUCGAGUAUCUUCAACUGCCCUAAUUCUGGAGUCGGUAGCCACAACUGUGGACAUGGUGAGGACGCCGGAGUGGAGUGUGUCUAGAAUGGCACCAACGAAGAAGAACAGUGUCUGAGCUGUUGAUGGGUUGACUGGCAGGCUCAGUCUCACGGGGGAAAUAAGUCACAGAGCUGCACUGCUGCUAAUGAUGUUCACAGCUGGUUCUUAUUACAUAUUCAUAAAACACAGCAUUUUAAAUGCAUUCAGCUCAGUUUCACUUUGUAACCAAACACAUUAGCUUCAAUGAAUGUAGACAAAAUAUCCUGUGAAUAAAACUUUGUGGAAUCAAACUCCUCCAACAUCACUGCUCUACUCUGUUAGUCAGUAAUAUGAAGCUGUCAGCCUCCAAUCAUUGUCCAUCUCUCCGUCCUCAUCAAUCCUCCCCUGCUACUCGUCAGCGUCACGUUCACUGUCACCUUCAGUCCACUGCAGUGUCACCACAGAAGACUCUGCAGAGGUCAGCGAAGAUGAAGAGGUCACGUUCAAGGACAGGAGUCGUGAUGAGGGAUGAUUUCUGACACAGCUGGCUCAGGCACUUUUUCCCUGAUGCCUCAGGGAACAAACUGUAGAUACACAUGUCGAGCUCACAUCAGAUGGGAUCACAGUGACUGAACGCUUACAUGGGGAUUAAGUCAGAGUCAUUGUGAAGGUUUGAUGUUCUGUGCCACCGUUAGAGAGAGGGAGACACAGAGCGGGACGUCCAGCAUUUCAGCUGCAGCCUGCGGUGAUAUUAUCUGAAUGUCAGACAUCAAACCACAGAUAUGUUGAAACUACGUUUCUUCAGGUUCAGUUUUCAGUGAUGUGUUGAGACGACGCUGUGCUGAUGCUCCUGAUUGGUUCAGCUGCAAAAAGUAGUUAGUUAUGGGGCGCUGUUUAGCUCAGUUGGUAGAGCACCGUCCCACAUACUGAGGCUUUGUCGUCACUGCAGCGUACUUCGGUUCGACUCGCUGUGUGUCUCCUCUCUCUCAACCUGUUUCCUGUCAAAUUUUCAUCUGAUCUAUCAAUAAAGCCAUAAAGGCCAAAUCAUUUUCAAAAAAACAAACAAAACUUUUUGGUUAUGGUUAGAAAAAUAUCCGGUUCUGACACCAAAUAUCUGAUUCUGUCACCACAAACGAUCCCUGACAUCUAGAUAAAAAUAUCCAGUGGUGUCACACUAACAAAUGUAAAAUUCUGCCUUGGUCAGUGGUCUCUGAAAUAGAUUCUUGAGGUGUCCUGUAGCCUUUAGUGGCAUCUAAAUACUGCACAUCA